Molecule: messenger RNA, 441 nt
Organism: Podospora anserina S mat+
Lineage: Eukaryota; Fungi; Ascomycota; Sordariomycetes; Sordariales; Podosporaceae
Exons: 2
Coding region: 1-441 (146 amino acids)
Source: RefSeq, a predicted model, not a curated record
AUGGAUUACACACACUACACUCAGGAUGGACGGGCUCAAUUUCUACACCCUUUUUCUUUUUGCAACAAAGCUAACAUUCAGUUUAUCAAUGUGGGUUUUUUUGUCACACAUCAAAUGGAGUCUUUUCCUGAAACACCGUUGGUUGAACUUUCUCUGGGCUGCUGGACUGGAACUGGAACUGGACUUCACUGGACUGGGAUACAAAGCAUUGUGUCAACUUUUUCCAGCGCGUGUGCUCGUGCUUGCGAGACUUUCCUGAUUGCAGGCUAUGCAUUGCUGCAUGUCCUGGACACGGUCGAGGAAUCGAAGAACUUUUGGAAUGGGGAGGAAUGGCAGUGUUAUGAUUACUUACCUGAUCUGGAAUACAGGGUGGUGAGGGUGCCUGCUAGUAGGGUUGGGUAUAUGGUGCCGCCGUCGGAGUUGGUUUUUCUCGCGGGGUGA